UUGCACCAAGGAUUCAACAUUCGAACCAUUAAAAACAUUCAGUUUCACUGCCGGUUUCAUUCCGCAGCAGGCUGUGGAAAGUAGUGGACGAUUGUCGUUCGUAGUUUUGUUGUGAAAUCCUUCAUCGCAUCACGAUCGUGUCAUUAAACGAUCGAAUGUUAAAUUGAUAAAUGCGCGAAACUAACAAAAUUAAUGCGGUUGUAUUUAGCAUUAACUGUCGACAAAGAAAAGUCUUAUGUAAGAUUUAGUGAUAACUAACUACACAAUAUAUGAGUGAAAGAGUGCAGUAUAAUAAUAGUGGGUUCAUUUAUUUGCAAGUAAUCGCACAAAUUAGUGCUUUUUAAAAAUCAACUAGUUGAAAAAACGCUACCUGCCUAGUUGAAAAAGCAGUCAAGAUUGUUGGUUUUCUUGGAACAACGACUGAUACAUUUUAAAUAUGGACAUAACGAAGGAAAAUUACAAUCCAAAUCCAAGGGACAAAGCGAAUCCACUUUCCAUGUUGAUAUUUGGUUAUACCUUACCAAUAUUCAGAAAAGGGUACAGUAAAACGCUAGACGUGGAUGAUUUGUACAAUCCAUUAAACAGCGACAGAAGCGAAUUAUUAGGGGAUAAGUUGGAAAGGAACUGGAAGAAGCAUUUGGCGAACGCUAAAAAGAAAAACAGCACCCCUAGUUUAUUUAGAGUUCUGGUAAAAACGUUUUGGCCAGAAUACUUACUCAUAGGGUUAGUGCUUGUCGUCCCUGAUAUGCUCAUCCGGCUUCUGCAGCCGCAACUUUUAGGUUUACUUUUAGACUAUUUUAAACCCGGUACUGACAAAACAAAAGAAGACGCCUUUUAUUAUGCAGGCGGGAUAGUAUUAAUGAAUGCUAUGAGUGCAUUUUUCGUAAACCAUCACAUCAUGCAGUCUUUCCACUACGGAAUGAAAGUAAGGGCAGCAUGCUGUGCCCUUAUUUAUAGGAAAGCCCUUAAAUUAAGUAAAUCGGCAUUAAGUGAUACAGCUUCGGGACAAGUGGUUAAUCUUCUGUCCAAUGAUGUCAGUCGUUUUGAUAUUGUAUCAAUAUUUAUCCAUCACAUGUGGGCUGCUCCACUGACCGCUACCAUUGUGGCCUACUUGACAUACAGUCAAGCAGGCUUUGCAGGACUCAUUGGGAUUAUUCCUAUUAUGUUCAUAAUGCCUUUACAAAGUUACACGGGUAAAUUGUCUUCCAUUUACCGAAGAAAGACUGCAUACAAAACUGACGAAAGAAUUAGACUCAUGGAUGAAAUAAUAUCCGGAAUCCAGGUGAUAAAAAUGUAUGCCUGGGAAAUCCCCUUUAGUAAAAUAAUACGGCACGCCAGAAGGAUGGAAAUUAAAAUCAUAACAAAACUGUCUUAUGUUCGAGCUUUGUUUAUGACUUUUAAUUUGUUUACAACAAGAGUCGCCUUAUUCUGUGCCCUUUUAGCCAUUGUGUUAACAGGGGAAAAAAUUACUGCAUCUAAGGUGUUUGUCUUUACGGCCUACUACAACGUCAUUGCUCAGUCGCUGACGGCUAUGUUUGUUAGAGGCAUUUCAGAAAUAGCAGAAGUUCUGGUGGCCAUCAAAAGAUUACAGAACUUCAUGUUGAAUGAAGAAUUUGUUGAAAUCAAAAAAGCCGUCAAUGGAGAAAUUAAGUACAACAAUAAUAACGAAGCUAUUUGUCUCAAGAAUGCCACGUCGAAAUGGAAUCCUGACUUAUCUGACUGUGCUCUGAAUAAUAUAAAUAUUUCAGUGGAAAAAGGAAAAUUUUUGGGUGUCAUUGGACCCGUAGGAAGUGGAAAAAGUUCGCUGUUGCAAACAAUAUUAGGUGAAUUACAAGUAUCAAGCGGAACCAUAGACGUAAAUGGUACGCUUUCGUAUGCGUCUCAGGAGGCGUGGGUGUUUGCUGCAACCAUUCGUCAAAAUAUUCUUUUCGGCCGUGAAUACAAUAAAAAAAAAUACGAAGAAGUCGUAAAAGUGUGUGCGUUGGAGACCGAUUUCAAGCAAUUUCCAGACGGCGACUUAACAUUAGUUGGAGACAGGGGGGCGUCUCUCAGCGGCGGUCAGAAAGCCAGAGUAAAUUUAGCUCGAGCCGUUUACCGAGAUGCUGAUAUUUAUCUCCUCGAUGACCCUUUAUCAGCAGUGGACACGAGGGUUGCAAGGCAUUUGUACGAGAAAUGUAUAAACGGAUAUUUGGCAUCGAAAACGAGAAUAUUGGUCACUCAUCAGGUCUAUUAUUUAAAGAAUGCCAGUCAUUUGGUCAUUUUAAAUAACGGUGAAAUUGAAGCUCAAGGAAGUGUUAACGAAAUUUUAAAAUUAGGCAACGAGUAUGCGAAAUUGAUAAAAUCCGAACCGCCACCGGAAGACAAAGAAAAAUCAGAAGAUAAGCCAAAUAAAGGGGUCGAAAUACAAAAGAUAAAUAGGCAAAUGUCAAUGAGGAGUAGAACAUCGUCUAUUGCAAGCACAAGAAGUGAAAUUAGCAUCGUGGACGUUAUUCUGCAGGAGGAAAACGAAGAAGAAACCGAAACCAAAGAUUUCGGACUGAAAGAGCAACAUGAAGAAUCAUCAAAGGGCAAAAUUAAGGGGUCUCUCCUGUUUAGAUAUAUGUUAGCAGGGGGAAACGUUUUUGCCGUUAGCUGCGUCAUAGCCCUCUUUAUUUUAGCCCAAGGGGCAGCCAGUGGCGUCGACUGGUUCGUCAGUUACUGGACCAAUAUCGAAGAAUACAGGAAUUCUACAAUUUCUGCAAAUGUCAACUUAAGAGAACUUCCAACGUCUACUUGCUUGUACAUUUACGGCAGUCUGAUAAUCAGUUUGUUAUUGAUAGCACUUGUAAGAUCCUUCUCGUUUUACAAAUUAGUUAUGAACAGUUGCACCAAUCUUCAUCAUGCCAUGUUUGAUGGUGUGGUGUAUGCGAGUAUGCGAUUUUUUGAUACGAAUCCUAGUGGAAGGAUAUUAAAUCGAUUUUCAAAGGACAUUGGGAGUGCCGAUGAACUAUUACCGAAAUGCAUCCUUGAUUCAUCUCAGAUUUUGUUAAUAAUGGCUGGUUCCUUAAUUCUGGUAGCAGUUGUUAACCCUUUAUUCCUCAUUCCUGUUGCUAUUAUUGGCGUUAUUUUUAUGAUUUUGAGGUCAAUUUUUUUGAAAUCGUCCAAAAAUAUCAAACGUUUAGAAGGAAUAACGCGCAGUCCAGUAUUCACACAUCUCAAUGCCACCCUUCAAGGACUAACCACGAUAAGAGCAUAUGGGGCUCAAACAAUUUUGAAGGAGGAGUUUGAUAAACACCAAGAUCUACACACAAGCGCAUGGUUCAUGUACAUUGCAGUCAGCUCGGCUUUUGGUUUCAUUCUCGAUUUGUUUUGCACCGCAUUUACAACAUUGGUAACCCUCAGUUUUCUGACUUUUGGAGAAACACUUCUGGGGGGCCAAGUAGGUCUUGCAAUAACUCAAACAACCUCCCUUACUGGGAUUGUUCAGUGGGGGAUGAGACAGUCUGCAGAAGUGGCAAAUAUGUUAAUGUCCGUCGAAAGGAUGUUGGAAUACACAAUAAUUCCUCCAGAAAAACAACCGGAAAAGCCUAUAAAACCGCCCAAGGAAUGGCCACAAAAUGGGAAAAUAAAUUUCAAAAACAUGGGACUUAAAUAUGUAGAAACAGGUCCAUUGGUACUUAAAAAUCUUAAUAUCUCCAUUCAGCCAAAAGAAAAGAUUGGAAUCGUGGGAAGAACAGGUGCAGGAAAAUCCUCCUUGAUAGCCGCUCUAUUCCGAUUAGCAAAAGUGGAGGGUGAAAUAGAAAUUGAUGCCAUCGAUACGAAAAACGUCAUUUUACAAGAACUGAGAUCGAAAAUAGCAAUCAUUCCUCAGGACCCUGUCUUAUUCUCUGGUACCCUCAGAUACAAUUUGGAUCCGUUUGAAGAGUUCCCAGACGAUUUAUUAUACAAAGCUCUAAACGAUGUGGAAUUGAAGGACCCCAUGAAUAUCAUCAACAGAUUGGAAAACAGAGUAAUGGAUAGAGGAGCAAACUACAGUGUGGGACAACGACAACUUAUUUGCCUUGCACGAGCAAUUGUUCGAAAUAACAAAAUACUAAUGUUAGAUGAAGCUACAGCAAAUGUUGACCCACAAACUGAUGCAUUAAUUCAAAAAACCAUACGCCAAAAGUUUGCCGAUUGUACGGUCUUGACGGUGGCACAUCGUCUUAACACGAUCAUGGAUUCUGAUAAAGUUUUAGUUAUGGAUAACGGCACCAUGGUCGAAUUUAAUCACCCCUACAUUCUUUUGCAAAAUUCCAAGAGUGUUUUUUCCAAAAUGGUCGCGGAAACUGGAAAAUCUACAACAGAACAACUUAAACAGAUCGCUAAAGUUAAUUACGAACAAAAGUUUGGUGUUCCAGAAUAA
Messenger RNA from Agrilus planipennis (emerald ash borer), 4384 nucleotides. RefSeq names its product probable multidrug resistance-associated protein lethal(2)03659. Gene Ontology annotation, biological process: transmembrane transport. NCBI's taxonomy places the organism in Eukaryota, Metazoa, Arthropoda, Insecta, Coleoptera, Buprestidae. Bases 437 to 4384 code for a protein of 1315 amino acids. Gene Ontology annotation, molecular function: ABC-type transporter activity; ATP hydrolysis activity; ATP binding. The transcript has 16 exons. Gene Ontology annotation, cellular component: membrane. The record is from RefSeq and is a predicted model, not a curated record.